Molecule: messenger RNA, 1032 nt
Organism: Aaosphaeria arxii CBS 175.79
Lineage: Eukaryota; Fungi; Ascomycota; Dothideomycetes; Pleosporales
Product: glycoside hydrolase family 76 protein
Exons: 2
Coding region: 1-1032 (343 amino acids)
Biological process (GO): fungal-type cell wall biogenesis; carbohydrate catabolic process
Molecular function (GO): mannan endo-1,6-alpha-mannosidase activity
Source: RefSeq, a predicted model, not a curated record
AUGCGACACAUCCGGCUCGUAGCCCUCUCCGCCGCCGCCACGCUCCCAACCCCCAAACCCAUUCCCAUCCUAGGCGACCCAUCCGAAAUCGCCAACGUCCUCCUCUCAAAGCUCCCCUCCCAAUCCCAGGUCCUCCUCCCAAAGCCCUUCUGGUGGUGGCAAUCCGGCACCGUAGUCGACAGCCUGCUGACGCUCUCCCACACCACCAACACAACCACCCACAACGCCCUCAUCACCACGACACUGCUCUCCCAAGCCACGGGAUCAAACGACUUCAUGACGCCCGACGCCACGGGCAACGACGACCAAGCCUGGUGGUCCCUCGCCGCGCUGUCGGCCGCAGAAUACAAUCUGCCCUCCCCUUCCAUCCCCUGGAACAACCUCGCGUCCAACGUCUUCGCUGCGCAGAAAUCCCGCUGGGACGACACCCGCUGCAAGGGCGGUAUCAAGUGGAAGAUCAAGCCCGAGGACGACGGCUGGCACUACAAGUCGACGAUCGCGAACGGCCUGUUCUUCCAGCUCGCGGCGCGGCUUGGGAGGUACGGGAAUGAUGGCGAUGCACUGGCGUGGGCGGAGAAGAGCUACGAUUGGACUGUUUCUGUCGGCUUGAUUAGUCCUGAGUUUGAUGUAUUUGAUGGGACGGAUGAUGCGAAGGGAGAGGGGGGCUGCGUGGAUGUUAACCAUGACAUGUGGAGUUAUAAUGUUGGCGUCUUUUUGUAUGGUGCGGCGGUCAUGGCGGAGAAGACUGGGGAGGAGAGGUGGAGGAAAAGGGCACGCGGGUUCUUGGAUUCGGCGAAGAGAAACUUUGUGAAGGAUGGGAGACUGUUUGAGGGGAAGUGUGAUGGCGAUGGGAGCUGUGAUAAUGACCAGGUCAGUUUCAAGGCGCAGCUUGCAAGAUGGCUGGGCGCCACGGCGGUUAUAUUGCCAGAGUUAAGGGGAGAUGUGGUGGAAAUGUUAGGACAGAUUGCGGAAGGGGAAAUGGGAGAGAGUGAGGCGGGUAAAGAAACCAAUCAUGAGUUGCGGAAUACAUAA